AUGAACACAAUUCUACUUGACGUUCUAGCCUUUGGAGCUGUACUAUCAGGUGUACUUGUAAUUACAUCAGCUAACCCAGUGAUUUCAGUGCUAUUUCUUAUCUCAGUAUUUGUUAACGCAGCUGGUUAUCUACUACUACUAGGAGUUGGAUUUAUUGGUAUCUCAUAUCUAAUCGUAUAUGUAGGUGCUAUUGCAAUUCUAUUCCUAUUUGUAGUUAUGAUGCUUAACAUUUCUAUUACAGAAAUCGUAUCUGUAGGUCGAGAAUACACUAAGAAUCUACCACUUGGAUUUGUUGUAGGUACAGUAUUCUUCUUUGAAAUCCUAUCUGUGAUUCCUGCUGCUACAACAGAAGCUGGUGAACUACCUCUAGGUCUAUUUACAUACAUUAACGGACUACUACUAGGAGUAGAUACAUCACUUACAAACUCUGACGUACAUAUGGCCUUCACAGGUGUAGGUGCUGACAACGGUUUCUCACCAUAUCUACAAAUCGAAACUAUUGGACAAGGACUUUACACUUACGGUACAGUAUGGCUUCUACUUGCUAGCAUUAUCCUUCUACUUGCUAUGGUAGGACCUAUUGCUCUAUGUCUACGACCACGAGCCUAA
Kwoniella shivajii is the source of this 609-nucleotide messenger RNA. RefSeq lists its product as uncharacterized. The transcript has a single exon. The coding region runs from base 1 to 609 and encodes 202 amino acids. Gene Ontology annotation, molecular function: NADH dehydrogenase (ubiquinone) activity. The record is from RefSeq and is a predicted model, not a curated record. NCBI's taxonomy places the organism in Eukaryota, Fungi, Basidiomycota, Tremellomycetes, Tremellales, Cryptococcaceae.